AUGAGCCUGUGGAUGGGAUGGGACGAGAUGCUCAAGAGUAUCCCGCAGCGCAACGCAACGCAACGCAACGCCCCCUCGCCGGUCCUGUUCCGUUUGUGGUACGAGGAUGCACAAGCCGAGCACUUCACACACCCAGCGAUCCAUCAUACAGCGACCCAGGCAAGCCAGGUCAAGCCUACAUAG
This is a messenger RNA of Colletotrichum abscissum, 183 nucleotides long. RefSeq lists its product as uncharacterized. The record is from RefSeq and is a predicted model, not a curated record. The transcript is spliced from 2 exons. Lineage: Eukaryota; Fungi; Ascomycota; Sordariomycetes; Glomerellales; Glomerellaceae. Bases 1 to 183 code for a protein of 60 amino acids.